AAUCGAACAUGGCGGACGGACGUGAUGUUUUCGCGACGUUGGCAUGGAUGUGAUGGAAAACGUAGUUAAAUACAGAAUCUUUGUUAAAGAUGGAGAUUCUUUUGCCACAGAAAGCAAGUUGGAAACGCUUUUGGCUCAUUACCAGGUUUUUCUGAGUCCAUUCAUCGAUGAUUUCAUUUGGCAAGUCGAGCCUUUCUGUCUAGUGACCAAAGCCGGAAAAGGUUCGUCACUUCACAGCUAACGUUGUUGGAGCAAUGCAAGCUAAUCUUUCCCUUUUAUAACAGAACAGUAAUCAUUCGGGCCGAUAUUUUUCGCCUUGGAAAAGACGCUACCCUCACAUGGCCCCUCUACGUCCAAACUAGAGAUUGGCUUGUUCGUGUUCGUUUCUUGUAUUAUCUUGAAAAGGCUAAACUGCAGAAUACCCGGUAACUUUGGUCCGCCUCACUUACAUGUGUCGGGAGGCUCUGAAGUUUGAGUUAUAACACAAUAGACGCUAUUCUUAUUCAAUGACAUGUAAAUGAGUGGUCGGGUAUUCUGCAGUUGCUCCGUAUGUAAAAUAGAUUUUAAAGUGAAGAUUACAUCGAGCUCUCCCAUUAGCAGAGGAAAUUUGAGAGUUAUAAUGAGCUGAAAUCUAAAGCAAGGAAAACACAUGAUACACGAGCUGAGGCUAGCUCAAAAUUAAAGGGCUGAAAAUUCAAUAGUUCUAGUACCUUCGAUUUUUUAGUAAAAGGUUUCUUUAUUUCCUUACAUACUUUUCCUCUUUUUUCCAUUUAGGAGACAAUCCAGCUCACCUUCAUGGAAAGACAAAGUUUGGCGACAAUAUUGAUGAUGAAUGGUUUAUUGUAUGUCUUCUCUUCAAACUUUCAAAGGCAUUUCCUGAAACAUGUGUAAGGUGAGAGAAGGAGUGGAGCCAUGUUAGAAUACUGAAAAUUCUCUAAAGUAGCCUGAAAGAAAUUUUAGGUAUUUCUGCAACAUUCUGAUUAACCUCUUACUAUUUUAACCAGAAUUCAUGCAGUAUCUGUAACAAGCAAAUUUAAAUUGAAAAGUAAAAGAUUUAAUCUAGUUUGGCUUUCAACUAAAUUUCUUCAUAUUAAAUUAAAUGAACUUGAUAUUCGUGUUAGAAGAACACUAUGAAUUUGCAUGAUGUUUUUUUAGGUGAUCUUCUUUAACCUUCAUGCCUUGAAAUUUCAACAAGUUUAAUUUCCAUCUGGUUUGUACUUUCUUCUUUAGUAUAUCUGAUAAUGAUGGUGAAUUCCUGUUGAUUGAGGCAGCUGAUUUCCUACCAAGGUGGCUGACACCAGACAACAGCAAAAACAGAGUGAGUUCCAACAGUGAUUACUGCAAUGUGUUCUUGCAAAAACUGAAAAAUGAAAUUGUUCACGAGCACAACCUGGAAGAAUGUUUGGCAAGAAGAUUCCCAUUUGGCAAAUCAUGAAUGACUUACUUAAUUCCCACACUUCCAUAAAUGCAAUACACUGAAUGUAGUAAACUCCCUCUUGAAAUAGUAAAUUUUCUAAAUGCCCCUCUCUCUAAUAAUAAUUCCAUCUUAAGAAAAAUUUAGUGUGGCUAUUAGUGGAACCCAUGGCAAUAUGCAUUAAAAAAUUUCAUAAUAGGAGCCUAUUUCUGAGUGAAAUCAUUUGAUUAAAUACUCAGGUGCUGGCUAAUGAAAUGAAAAAUAAUUUGUCAUCAAUUUUAAAAGAAGGAGAGUACACCUUAAUGUCCUGACACACAUUUAUCUUUGUUAGAUUAGAGCUGAACAAUGUUUCUUAAUGGUGAAUUUCAGGUUUUUGUCCAUGAUGGCAAAGUUCAUAUUAUUCCCCUUCCCGCCACCCCAGGAGAACUGACAAUAUACCCAACAGGUACUCCCAUAUUGCAUCAGGCGCUAAAGUUAGUAUUUGGGCCUCAUAACACUGAAGCAGCAGCAAAGAUUCAGGAAACAAUCCGGCAAAGGAUUGCAAUGUGAGUGAACAGAGUACAGUAUAGCAUGUUAUCCAGGAAUAGUAGCAACAUUUCUAGUCUCUUCAUUUUAUUCAAACUUUGCUGUUUUGAUUCAUGAGUUACAGAUGUGUGUAUCAAUAUCCCAUAUUUGACCUAAUUUAACUGUUAGGCAAAGGAAAAGUCUGUUUAUAAGACUUCUUAGAUAAGAAUAAUAAGUGGUAGGCCUUGCCCCCUUCCUCUUCUCUGUAAUGCUGACGACAUGCUUCUCACAAAGAGCAGGGAAUAUAACUCCCAGUGUUGUGGUCUGGCAUUGCCAUUGCUUAUACAGGCCCCCAUUUAAACCAGCUGAACUGAACUGGACCAGCCAGUCCAAAUAUUGCAAAUACAUAUAAUACAUGUAUAUGUACAUAUCAGAGGGCCUCUUUAAUGCUGUGUAACUAUCACAGACUGAUGAAGGCUGAGUGAUUCAGCUGAAAGAAAUCCACCAAAAUCAAUAGUUUCUAAUCAGAUUAUUCUACUCACAUGAACACAUUAUUUAUGUUCCUGUACUCAUCUUUUUCUUUUCCCUUCAGAAUUUCUCAGAGCAACUCUCAUCAUGCUCAUUGCUAUGUACCAGCAGAAGUCAAAUUUGUUCUCGAUCAGAAGCCAUCUUUAAUCAGUCCUGUUGUACUGGCAUUUUAUGGGCGGGAUCCUGUUGACAUGAAGGUUUGUUAUGCUAUAAUUAACAAUCAAUAUUCUAAUAUGCUCAAUGAAUGAUUUUACUCCGCUUAACCAGUGCAAUUAUGUCAACAUUUGAAUUGUGUUUUGUCUGUUACAGGCUUGCAGAACAAUGGAUCAGUUCUCACUGAAAACAAGACUUCUGUCAAGGGUAUGUGGCAUUCUGAGAUUCUCUUUUUCAAUGAGCAUGAAUGCCAGAGCUAUGAGACGUGUGUAAAGGCCAACAUUUUCAAGAGUCAAGUGCAUAAAUUUGAGUUUUUCACUCACAGGCUCUUUGUUAUUACUUGAUAUACAAUGUCCUCCUUCAUUUUAAGCACAGCAGGUGAUAUAGAUUUUCAAACCAGUAGGGCAAUCCUUUUACCAGUUGAAUGAUCAAGAAUUAUGUGUGAUUUCAGGAGGUAUUAGGAAGUACUAUGAGCAACAAAUUUUAAUCAGUAACCACCUGAAAAUACAUCUACAGCUCAUUCACUGUGUGCAACACCCAACUCACAAUGUCUGGAAUAACAAAGUUUAUUACCUUUAUUUCCAGAUACGUUUUACACGAUGCCUCUAUGCACAGUUAUCCCAACAACCUUUCAAUCCCGACAAGAGGUCAGAGUGGACCCUACCACCAGUUACUGAUCCACAUUACAAAGCUCAUGAGUUGGGUCUGAAAUUGGUAAUAAUACCACAAUUAAGAAAAAACUGUUAUUAGAAAUAGUUGUAAGGCCCAAUUAGAACUGACAGUUAUCCCUGGUUCUGUCACACGAAGCAUCGGAUAGGUAACUAGUCCAUCUUAGAUAUCCCCCCCAAAUUUUUUUUCAGUGGUGCCCAUUAAUGUACCUGGCCUCAGUUGAUUGAAGGAUGGAUAGUGUUAUCCACUGGAUAAAUCUCUACAGGGUGGAUAGUGAAAUAUGUUUUUUUUAACUUGUGUGUGCUGGAUAAUGAUUAAUCUGUUGGAUAACCUUAUCUGCUCUUUGAAAAACUGCGCCCUGGAUGUAGAAAUGCUUAACCCAGUAACAAUGCUUCAGACCAGAGAUGAAAUUAAUUAAGGCAUCAGUCCAGAUUUUUGUGUUGGUCAUGAAUUGGUGCUUUAGACGUGUAGUGGUGAGGUGGAAUUUUUAGUGUUUUGAUUAAUGGUAAGAUUAUAAAAUUUUUUAGUCUUUUGUAUGUAGGUACAAUGAACACAGGCUCUUUUUUCUUUUCAAGGCUUGUGGAUUCCAGAUCUUAUGUAGAAGAAGUGGAGCAAGCCAACCAGAUUCAAAGGUACAUGUAUUUGCAACAUAGCUCUUAAGUUUGAUUCAUCACAAGGGUGCUGUGAUGAUAAUCAUCCAACCAUUUUAUUCAGACCCUAGAGUAUCUAUCUUUGAGUAAGUCCACCAAUCUGAUUAAAGAUAAGAAACUGUGUGAAACUACACUUUCUUCAUUAUGCUGCCAGUUAGUUCCACUAAUGGAACUUAAGUAUCAGAACUGCACAUGAAGCAUUGAGUAUAGGCUAUUAGGAAAAAAAGCUUUCAGUUAACCCUUUAACUCCCAGAAGUGAUAAACAUGAAACUUCUCUCUAUGAUAUCCUUACAUUAUCCAGCAAACAGCUAAUGAGAAUAUUAAAACUUAUCAGGUAGAAGUUGUUAUCUUGAUUCAACACCAAAUUCUCAUAACUAAUUUACAAGGAUGUGUGUAGCAACCAGAGGGGAGAAUUUACAAUCAGAUCUUGGGAGUUAAAGCAGCCCAUCCAGCCAGACCUUAUUAGGGUUUUGGGUAUGUGGCUACAAGUAUUGUUACCAGUUCCUCCUCCUGUAUGGGAUGCCAGUUUCUCUGUCAGUUUACCAGUUCCCAAUUAUAUUCCAAACUGGAGAGAAGCACUGUAAGUGUAAAGUGUUUUUUGCUCAAGAACCCACACUUAACUUUUAUUUGACAAUGCAGGUGAUAGAUGAACCCAAUGGCCCAAAAUGGGAGAGAUUUUGUGCCUGUCUUAGUGAUCAAGGUUAUUUUAAGGUUAGUGUGCAUGCAUUCAUUUGUUAUGUUCUUUCAUGACCUUCAUACACCAGAUUACAAAUAUUAACAGUUAAAGGGGACUAUUAGAAAUUUGACAUUUGCAAUACUCUGUUUUGUAAGACUUGUUAGGGCUGUAGUCAAUGAUGUCCUUCCAUUUGUCUUGUGUUUACGUAAUAGGGAGAAAUCGAAGGAUCAAAAUUGUACCAGGAUCUUCUGAAGAAGGCUAAGAAGCAAUUCAGUGAGAACUUCUCAACUCAAAACAGGUUUGUUCAGCAUUCAUUGAUCUGUUUCUUUCAUGGGGCGGGGGUGACCGUGGCUGAUCCCUAGAGGCCAAAGAAAGGACAUUUAGAACUUCUCAGAAAAUUAUAUUGAUUAGAGAGUUUCUUAGUGUCCUGUUAGGUUUAAUUUAUCUAAAGUUAAGUCGCUUUUAACUUACUUUCAUCAAUCUGCUGUUGUGGUAGAUGCUGAAAACCCUUUUUCCUCAAAACAACAGUCGUUUACUUUUCACACCCUCUCAAAGCUCACUAAUUUUGGUUGAACAGGUGGGAUGUACCUGACUUUUGUUUGUUGUCAUUUGUGGGUUUUGUAACUACAGGACAGAUCCAGGACAGAUUAUUUUGACAAUGUUGAAGGAUGCUGUGAUAGAUGUGAAAAAGAUGAAGGCGGAAGAGCUGCUCCCAGAAGACGGUAAUAAGAAAAAUGCCACAACUCUUUAGUUUAACCUGAUUCAUUACGGUUUGUGAGUGUUGCAAAUACGCAACACUUUGAUGACUUUGUGGUUUGCAGUCUGUGCUAAUCGCCCUCAACUAUCCUUUAUUCUGCCUGAUAUGUUUAAGGGUUUGUGAUCUUUAACCCUUUUAACUCCCAAGAUCUGAUUGUUUAUUCUCUCCUCUAGCUUUUACUCAUUUUCUUGUUAAUUAGUUACGAGAAUUUAUUGUUAGAUCAAGAGAACUUCUACCUGAAAAAGCGAGUAUUCUCAUCACUUGUUUGCUGGAUAAAGUAUCGAUAUUAUGAGGAGAUGGUACAUGUUAAUCACUUCUGGGAGUGAAAGGGUUAAGGAAAUUUUCUUACGAGGUUUGAAAAUGACUGGAAAGAGUUUGACCUAUCUCUUUUAAUGAAUUGUAUGACAAAAUUUUCGAACAUGGUUGGUAUUACUCUUCAAGUACAGUACACUCGUCACACUUGUAAUUCUCCCAUUCAGCGGCCGCUCAUGUCUUGGUAAACCUGUUGAGAUGGGCCGUUGUGAUUACUCCGAUUUUGGUCUCACGACAUUCAAUCGAAAAGCGCCCUACUAGGACUAACACCCCUUAGCUGUUGAUUUUACCUGGGCGCUGGAUGAUGUAUUGAUCCACCAAGGAGAAGUUGCCUCAAGGAAGUAAAAACUUCGAAAUGAAAUUUGACAAAAUAAAUUGAUUUAUGAAACAAAUCGAUUUAAACCUUUUUCAAUAUUUGGUUUAACAGAUGACAGCUGGUUGAACUUGACUGACCAGGAUUUAGAGAACAUGCUUUCAAAGUACCGCGAUCUAAACUCAAGAAAGACUGGAAGAGACACCCGCACAAACACGCCCAAUCAUAACGUAUGUACUUCAAGUAACUUUUAGAAGUAAGAGCGCAGUUAAAUCUCGUUUCUCUCCCUUUUCGUUCCAAGAAAUGUGGUUUGGGAGAAUACACCCGCUUCUGGGGCUUUCCAUAAAUUAAAAGUGCCCCUCACGUCCCUAAAUCCCGGAGAGAACUUCCGAGAAGAUAGCAUUCACCACAGAUAGAGAGGGAUGGAACCUCUGUAAAAAUUUUAGUACUUUAAUUGUGCGUCGGAGAGUAGAUCCUUUAAGACUUGCAGUAUCGACAUUUCAAAAUUCUUUUCUUAAGAUGUCCUUCCGUCUUACACUCUUCUGAUUUGAUUUUAGUAUUUAAAAUAAUUAUUUUUUUUGUGGCUACUGCCUCCUAUGAAACAGGAGGCGAGGCCACCGCAUGUAUGUCCCAGGGAUGAGUUAGUGAGUGGGUGAGUGAUGGUAAGUAACAAAAGAAUUCCGAUCUUGGCCCAAUUUUGACCCGAUGUUUCUCGGUACUCCUAAAUGUUUUUUAUGGAGAAUGCGGUAGGUUUUCUGUUUUGCAUGUUAACAACACUACCUUCUAGCAUCAUUAUUCAAGCUUUAGUUCUCUUCAAUGCUACAAAAAUUGUGCUGUACAGUCGAAUCUCGAUUAUCCGGACUCGUCCGGACCUCGGAAAAUUGUCCGGAUAAUCGAGAGUCCGGAUAAUCGAAAAUAUGAAUAUUAAUGAGAUAGAAAUGUAAACAAAAGGUAUACAGCAAAGGAAACAUCAUUUUAAUUAUGAAAUCUACACAGCCUGUAUGUAUUUAAAAAUAAAAACUUUGGGACCAGAGAAAAAAGUCCGGAUAAUCGAAUAGUCCGGAUAAUCAAGGUCCGGAUAAUGGAGGUUCGACUGUAGUAGACACAUGCAGUACUAGGCUGCUUACUUUUAGUUACGUUACUGCGCGCGAAUAUUUCGAAUUUGUUUGUGGUUUCAGGAAUCUUCAGUAGACCUGAAUUCCGUAACUCGUACUUUCAAAGCGUUUGUGGACAAAGUUUCCAGUUACGAGGGAGCAGAAUUUCCAGGGUAAGAGAAAAUAACAUCGUCUUGUUCUCGUGCUCGUAAUCUGGAAUUGCCGGUUUAAGUUUUCCUUUACUUUGUCCUGUGAUUGGUCCAGAAAACUUGCGCCACUCUCUCGACCAAUCAGGUGCAAAACUAAAACCAAGCACAACUUGGUCACCCGCGUUUUCCCGCGCUUUAGGCAGUUUGGUUGUUUCUACUUUGAGUUCUCUUGGCUUCCUUAGGUAUUUUUAUUAGCUCUGAUUGGUCCUUUUGAUUACUGUGGUGUUAGUUUACGACGCUUAAUCGAAAAACGCGCUAAACUCGAACUAACCAAGAACAAAACCGAUGCAGAGAGGAAUGAAGGUUAUCAGUUCCGGGUUACUAGAUUACUAUACGUUUGUCCCAACCACUCGGCCUUUAGAUGGAAUGCUAGUUUAUAAAGACAAGCCCCCAACACCUUGAUCGCGCGGAAAACUGAACACAGCAGUCGAACGUAGGACAUGCGCAAAGGGAUCAAUUUUGCCCAGCUGCCCGCCACUUUCCGCCCAAAGUUUCAAAGGAAAACAUAAGCAACAACCGCUAUCACGCGAGUAAAGACAUUGAUAUGUUCAUGCAAAUUCAAUCUGUAAAAGGAAACAUAAGAAGGGAAAAGGAAAAACCUCGAUUUAAUGUACAUAGGGCUUAUUUAAAUUUUGGUGUCCUACUGAAUGUCGUUUUGUUUAAAGCUUUACCAAGAAAGUUUUACGGCUUUCAAACACCGCGACGUACCCGCUCGUGUGGUUGUUUAUAAGACAGCUUGGUUUUGACAGCCUGAAAACACAUCACCAAGGCUCUACAACGUUUGUACAUGUGCGGACAUUUGACCGUUUUGUUCGGAGAGUGUCGCCUCAGUAUACAAUAUCCACGCUGAAUUCGGCUUGGAUUGUAACUUGAAUCUCAUGUCCAGAGUCCUGAGCACAAGCCGUCAAACAAUCCGAUGUACAUAAAAAUCUUUGAAGUAGUGUUUGGCGUCGAUCGCGAACACUAAAAACUUACAGUUGUUACCCAUAAUGUGUGGUAAGUGAAGUGAAAAUGAAGGACAAUGUUUCAAAGUUUAGGUGUUCAUUUUUGCUCUCUUUUGGCAGGGAUCCUGAAGACGUAGAUAUUCAAUUUGAUGCCGAUUCUUUCAUGGACACCGUGGGGAACCUCUUAGGUACUUAUAUGCGUUCGAUUACUUCCAAUAUGCUUUCUUGAACCAUGGCAAUGUAGAGGUUUCAGAAUAUAUCAGUUGUUAAAUUAUCUCUCUGCACACCUCUUACAAAGCGUUCUUAUCAACUUCCGGUUUGCUAUUUAACAUAUUUUAAAAAGCUGGGAGACAUAUCUCGUUCUCAUUCUGGAUUAACACUAUGCUACAUUCAGUUGAACUAAACCUUCAGCACUUCUUUGGUUUUCCUAGCCUUUCCAAAAACGUUUUGCCCUUCUUUUUUUGUUGCAUUUUAAGUGGUAAGCGUGAACGAGGUUGUGUUGUGCAGCGAUUAAUUUAUUGAUUAUCAGGUCAAGGCGUCCGCCAUCGAGAUGAAGAAAGUGAUUCUGAUGCAGACGAUGAAGAUAUGGACUUCUCCUCAGGAGAUGAGUGUGAAACUAAUCAAGGUUAGGCCAUCUCUAUUGUGGUCUGUUUACGGUCAUGCACGCCUGGCUGUUGUUUUUUUUUCAACACAGUUUGCCAUACCAACAGCAGUUCGAAGAAUGACAGCAAUCUGAUUUUUCACAUGAGCGACUCUCGCCAAACAAGUACGAUUGACGAUUGGUUCAUACGUAAGCUGCAUUCAUCGUAGCGCGUGGGAGGUUUGGAGAACAUGAAAGAGGACGAAAGAGGCGUAAUAGUUUCUCGCGCGCAGCCGAGAGCAACUUUAGCUUUUUAAGUGCUCUUUAAACUUCCCAAGUGCUUCAUAUCUCAAUUAAUUCACGCUGACGCAGAAACCAAUCAGUGCUAAUUGGCUGCGGGUUUUUAUUUGUUUUUUUUUUUUUUCUUUCAAAUUCUACUUAGUUUUCCAAUUUCUGGCGUAUUAACUUUCAAUUUUUGUCUAAGGCGUCGAAGCUAGUACUUACCUGAGCGAGGACGACAAAGAAAUGAAAACGGUCAUGGAAGAGAUGGACAACGAACUUGCACAGACAUCAAUCGGAGAAAGCUUCGAAAAGGUAAGCUUACUUUUAAUCUCUUCACUCACUCACUGUGAUCAGUAAGUGCCGGAUUUCUCCGCACAAUGUUGAUACAUGGUGAUACAUGGUGAGACAGAACGGCGAUAAGAAUUAAGAAAACUCUGAUUCACUGAGGGAUAUUGUCUGAUCCAAGCCCAAAUUCUCAGGGUUGAAAUAGAGAGAAAUGUUUGCCAGACAGUAAGGAGAAUUGAAAUUGAGAUCCUCGGAGUGUAAGGGUCAACUGUAAUUGACUCCGACCCUCCCCUUUAAUGAACGUUUUCAAUUUACUUACGCAAGAUAUUGCUCAAAAUAUCUGCUAGUGGAAGAUAUGGCUUAAAAUAUUGUCUGAUCAUUUCAUCAUCAGUUUGGUGUCUAUUUGUUUGUCCGUUUAUCUGUCUAUCCACCUGUUUGUCUCAGUAUCCUUCCACCCAUCCUUUUGUCUGUUUGUUUUUCUAUGAUAAUCCUCUCUUUGAUUGAUCCAGUUAUUUAUUCCCUUUAUCUCUGAACCAUAGAGCGGUAAAUUACCUAAAGAGACUCGUCAGACCCAAACUAACCAUUCCGGUGAACCUCAGUGUGAUUCCGACGAUGAUGCGCCUGUCAACGUAGACUUCAAUCUUGUUAAAAACAUCUUGGAGUCCUUCUCUACGCAACAAGGACUCGCGGGUCCCGCAUCUAAUAUCCUUAAUUCGAUGGGUGUGUGGCUUCCACCAAACAACGACCAGAGCGAUCUCACUUAGCUUCACGUGACAGAAGUGAAUCAUUGUGUUCAAAGGAACAUUCUGAUCGAUUUACAGCCAGAAUCGGCGCAGAAGAAAGGAACGAAGAGAGCACAUUUUUGUCCCCUAAACUGGCGCCUUCUUCCAAGAAAAACAUUCGUGUCUCUGAACCAAAGUUGAAUACGCGUCCAGGUGCUCUGGAACUGCGACUUAGCAAGGGGAACAAAGUUAACGAGCCGACAACAAUUCACUUUGCGUCAGAUUUGACAGAUUCAAAAAAGCAAAGUAGUUCUGGAGGUAGUAUGGUUGUAAAGUGCAUCACAUAAGUUUAAAGUUGCGCGUGGUUUUUCAAAACAAAAAGAAAAGAAAGCGAAGUAUAAUUCUACUGAAGUGAAAACUGUCAAGAGAAUAUGUUUUUGCACCGUUGGGUACAAAGUUAAACGAGACGAAGUAAAAUACAUGGUCGCUUUUGGUUAUAUUUCUUUCAUAGAAAUAUGUCGAGUCGUUACAUUAUACCGGUUGCAUUCGUAAC
Pocillopora meandrina is the source of this 10645-nucleotide messenger RNA. The record is from the annotation of a GenBank genome assembly. Lineage: Eukaryota; Metazoa; Cnidaria; Anthozoa; Scleractinia; Pocilloporidae.